Molecule: messenger RNA, 1713 nt
Organism: Carassius gibelio (silver crucian carp)
Lineage: Eukaryota; Metazoa; Chordata; Actinopteri; Cypriniformes; Cyprinidae
Product: secretagogin-like
Exons: 11
Coding region: 22-834 (270 amino acids)
Biological process (GO): regulation of presynaptic cytosolic calcium ion concentration; regulation of long-term synaptic potentiation
Cellular component (GO): dendrite; synapse; terminal bouton
Molecular function (GO): calcium ion binding
Source: RefSeq, a predicted model, not a curated record
GCUGUGGAUCAGACCGCAGUCAUGGAGAGCAUCUUCAGAGGACUGAGCGCCGCUGUCUUCCUCAACACCUGGACACAGCUGAGCCGAGGUGACGGACUCAUGGAGCGCAGGACACUGGAUCAGUUCUUACACUGCUUGAUGAACACAUUGAAGAUCCGUGGCGUGUCGCAGCAGCAGCUGCAGGCGCUCAGAGAGACGCUGGUGGGCCGCUGUGACGUCACCGCAGACGGACUCCUACAGAUGGAGCAGGUGGCGGCUGCGCUUCUGCCCGAGCAGGAGAACUUCCUGCUGCUGUUCCGCCGGGAGACACCGCUGGAGAACAGCGUGGAGUUCAUGAGGAUCUGGCGCUGCUACGACACAGACAGCAGCGGAUACAUCUCUGCCGCCGAGCUGAAGAGUUUCCUGCGGGAUCUUUUCCAUGAGCACAAUAGACCGGUCACUGCAGCCAAACUGGAGGAGUACACUGAUAUGAUGAUGAAGAUGUUUGACAAGAACCAGGAUGGGCGUCUGGAUCUGAAUGAUUUGGCGAGGAUCCUGGCGCUGAAGGAGAACUUCCUGCUGAAGUUUGAGAUGGAGGCGAGUAGCUGGGAAGACCGACUCCGAGACUUCGAGAAGAUCUUCGCUCACUAUGACGUGAGUAAGACUGGUGAUCUGGAGGGCGCGGAGGUGGAUGGUUUUGUCAAAGACAUGAUGGAGCUGGUGAAGCCCGGUCUCAGCGGCUCAGACCUGGACAAGUUCAAGCAGGUUCUGCUGGGUCACUGUGACAUCAACGGAGACGGAAAGAUCCAGAAGAACGAGCUAGCGCUGUGUCUAGGGCUCAAGCUCAGUCCCUGAUGUGUGUGUGUGUGUGUGUGUGUGAGUGUGUCAGGUGAUCAUUUAUCAGGUGGAUCGGUGAUUAUUAGUCAUUAAAUGUCAAACUCAAUCUCCUCCAUCUGCUCAGUUUUCACAAAUCAAGGCUUGUUCUAAUGCUUCUAGUCCAAUUCAUUAAUAUUUGUGAUCCUGGAGCACGAAACCAGUCAUAAGGGAAAUUUUUUUAAUUGAGGUUCAUACAUCAUCUGAAUCUGAAUAAAUCAUCUCUCCAUUGAUGUGUGGUUUGUUCGGAGGACAAUAUUUGUCUGAGAUACAACUAUUUGAAAAUCUGAAUCUGAGGGAACAAAAAAAUCUAAAUAUUGAGAAAAUCAUUUUUAAAGUUGUUCAAAUGAAGUUCUUAGCAAUGCAUAUUACUAAUCAAAAAUGUAGUUUUGAUAUAUUUACGGUAGGAAAUUUACAAAAAAUAUCUUCAAAGAACAUGAUCUUUACUUAAUAUCCUAAUGAUUUUUGGCAUAAGAGAGAAAUGUAUAACUUUGAUGUAUAAUGUUAGUGUUACAGUAGGUACAAUGUAUUGUUGUCUAUUGCUACAGAUAUACCUGUGCUCCUCAUUUAGACAUGUAUGAAGAGUUAAUCUGGUGUUUAGUCUUCAGAUGAUUAUUUGUAAAAAAAAAAAAUGUAUGUCUAAAUCUCCUAUUAUAUGUAUUAACAGUAUGAAAAGAAACUCUAUUCAAUGUAAUUUUAUUUAUUGUAUCUAGUUAUUUUAUUGUUCUCAAUUAAUUAUCUAAAAGUUCAUAAUUUAUUAUAACAGUUUGCUUACUGUUAUGUGCAGUGGUUAUAAUUGUAAUGUGUUUACUGUAUUUACAUAAUAUGAAUUGCCAUUAAAUAUAGAGUGCAUUAUGUGUG